Molecule: messenger RNA, 565 nt
Organism: Lutra lutra (Eurasian river otter)
Lineage: Eukaryota; Metazoa; Chordata; Mammalia; Carnivora; Mustelidae
Product: leucine-rich repeat transmembrane neuronal protein 1-like
Exons: 1
Coding region: 213-485 (90 amino acids)
Source: RefSeq, a predicted model, not a curated record
CUGGCGUGCAGCUCUUUUGCUGACUUGUUCAAGUUCACCAAGCUGCACAUGGAACACAAUGACUUGGUCAAGUUGAACUUCACCUACUUUCCACGCCUCAUCUUCUGGCACUCCCUCUGCCUGAAGAGGGAUAAGGUGGCCAUCGUGGUUAGCUCGCUGGACUAGGUUUGGAACCUGGAGAAAAGGACCUGUUGGGCAGUAAGAUCAAGUACAUGGAGCAUGUGUUUGAGAUCCUGCUGCACCUGCAGACCCUGCAGCUGGACUCCAGCUGCCUCACGUGCAUCGAGGCCUGGAUCCUCAACUCUUGGAAAUCAUUGAUGAGCAUCAUCCUGGCCAGGAGGAACAUAUGGGACUGUGGACGCAUUGUGUGUGGCCUGGCCUCGUGGCUCCACAGCUUCCAGGGGCACUGCGAUGACAACUCCCAGUGUGCCAGCCCAGAGUACACACAGGGCAAAAACAUCCUAGAUGCUGUGGACACCUUCUAGGUGUGAGGAUAGGGCCGAGUCCAACGUCAGUCUUCUGCUCUCAACCAUCCCAACAGCAGUGACCUGGGGCUCCUGGCCAG